Seriola dumerili (greater amberjack) is the source of this 870-nucleotide messenger RNA. Its product is annotated as erythroblast NAD(P)(+)--arginine ADP-ribosyltransferase-like. The record is from RefSeq and is a predicted model, not a curated record. Gene Ontology annotation, molecular function: NAD+ poly-ADP-ribosyltransferase activity; NAD+-protein-arginine ADP-ribosyltransferase activity. Bases 2 to 832 code for a protein of 276 amino acids. NCBI's taxonomy places the organism in Eukaryota, Metazoa, Chordata, Actinopteri, Carangiformes, Carangidae. The transcript has 2 exons.
CAUGAGGAACAUGCUGCUGCUGGGUUUGCUCCUGUGCUGGACUCUACCUGUGGACUCCAUGAAGAUCCGUCUCAGCUUCGCGUCUCCGCGGGUGAAGCAGGCCGUCUCCAUGAGCAUGAUGACACACGCAGUAGACGACAUGUACUUUGGCUGCAACGGGUCCAUGAGCAAACAGGUGACAGACUCUUACUUUAAGAGAGAGAACUCUGGAGCGUUCGCUCAUGUCUGGAGGAAAGCUGAAUCCUGUGCGAACAAAAGACUGAGAGAGAAGAGUGAGGGGGACGAGGCUCUGACAAAAGACCACCUGAGAGCCAUCUGUGCUUACACCACCAACUACAAGGAGUUCUACAAGACGUUCAAUCAUCAUGUGAGGAGUGACAUGAGCAAAUACACCACCUCCUUCCCCUUUCACUCCCUGCACUUCUGGCUGACGUCUGCUGUGCAGAUUCUCAGUGACAAUAUGAAGUGUAACACCACGUACCGAAGAACCAAACUCCAGUUGACCGCACAGGUCGGACACAUCGUCCGCUUCGGUUUCUUUGCCUCCAGCUCCUACAAAACAAGCCUGACCCACUUCGGUCAUAAGACCUGCUUUCAGAUUAAAACCUGUGCAGGUGCUUUCCUCAAGCAUUACUCAGCCAUUAGACUUGAAGAGCAGGAGGUGCUCAUCCCGCCCUACGAGAUGUUCAGGGUCACGAUGGGUCCUCCAGUCAAAGGUCUCGGGGACUGUGACAUCGUCCACAUUCUGCAGAGCGCAGGAGUUCACAGUAACGUGAACUGUAAAGCUGCAUAUGCGUCACACACCAGAGCUUUCACUGGUCGAGCAAAGUGACAACGUUUCCUCGUCACAUUUCAAACUAUGAGCCUUUC